Messenger RNA from Suillus paluster, 775 nucleotides. RefSeq lists its product as uncharacterized. The transcript is spliced from 5 exons. NCBI's taxonomy places the organism in Eukaryota, Fungi, Basidiomycota, Agaricomycetes, Boletales, Suillaceae. Bases 1 to 576 code for a protein of 191 amino acids. The record is from RefSeq and is a predicted model, not a curated record.
AUGCAUGGAGACGGGGCACUGACCAUCGUCGGCCCAGUGACCUUGCCGCUCCUGCCAUUCUUGCUCCAAGCGAAAGAAACCACCAUCAUACUCCUCGAUCCCAUCCUCGAAGUUGCAGAGGGGAAAGUCCAACGGAGUAAAAAUAUAUUUCUGAAGAGGGUUGCGAAUAUCAGACCCGCCGAGAAGUACAUGGCUGAAAAUCUUGUUUGGUCACGCCGUGGCUGCGUGUUAGCAGCGCUGGGAGCCUCCAUGUGCGAUCGCACCGUUGUCGAGGAGGCCGUUAAGCAAAACAGGCCACGGUCUUUCAGUGGGUUGUUCAAGAACAUUCCCCCUAACGUGAACAUCACCGUGCUAGCAUCAGACCCAGCGUUGGGUGCUAUUUGUCUUUUGGAGCACGUCCCUCGUGACGUGGAGAGAUUGAAUGCUAGAGUUCUUCCAGCAUUGGUCACUGCAUUCGCUAUCAUGAACGGUUACGAUGAUCGCUCCAAACUCGUCAAGGCCGCGAAAGCCACUGCUAUCGCAUCGCUUCCCACAGCCGCAGCGCUCGCUACCAUGGCCACGCAACCAGCCAUGUGAGGCUUUCAAACAUUUGUCGUCCCGUCCUUCGCAUUCGCAGUACUAUCGCAUAGUCACGGUUUUUUCACCUUUUUCACCCAAGGACACUUAGUAUGUGCACCACUGCUUUGUUGCUUUCUGUUCUCGUACUCGCACGCCGUCCGUUCGCUUGUCGCAUAUUGUCCUGCUAGUAGCUCGUACUGUAUAUUGUCAAUCACAA